Molecule: messenger RNA, 4000 nt
Organism: Amphiprion ocellaris (clown anemonefish)
Lineage: Eukaryota; Metazoa; Chordata; Actinopteri; Pomacentridae
Product: ras-GEF domain-containing family member 1B-B-like
Exons: 14
Coding region: 247-2016 (589 amino acids)
Biological process (GO): positive regulation of GTPase activity; Ras protein signal transduction
Cellular component (GO): plasma membrane
Molecular function (GO): guanyl-nucleotide exchange factor activity
Source: RefSeq, a predicted model, not a curated record
UGCUGGUUCAAAUAAUUGAGUCGGAUAAGUGGAGCGGAGACACACAAUGGAGGAGAGUACGACUCGGAGACGCUGCUGAAAGGCUUGUCUGAAUACUACACACCGAGCAGCGUCUUCCUGGAGUGAAACGAGAUUACAGAUAGUUUGGAUAGUCUCGUCUCUGUUUUUUUUUCUUCUGUUUUUCAACCGUUUUUGCCUGAAAAGUGAACCCGGACAUUAAACGCUGCAACACACCAAGAGGUCAUCAUGCCUCCCACGACUCCGUACGCCGGGAAGUUCAGCUCCUGCGCUCCUUACGGGAACAACAACAACAACCACCCUCAGCCCCAGAGUCCGUAUCGCAGCAACUCCGUCCCCAAACCGGGGAGGGAAAACGUCUACAACGGCGCCUUCUCCGCCGCCGACAACCCCUACGAUGUGCCGCAGCACCACGGCGCCUAUCGCAGCGCCUCCGUCUCCUCCGUGACGGCGAAGGAGCAUCGCUACGUGUCUGAGAACCCGUACUCCUCGCCGCCACCCCACAGCCCUCGCCAGCACAGCACUUCCUGUCCCGGCCGAGCGUACCGCCACACCACCAGCAGCAGCAGCGGCAGCGAGCAGUCCUGCCGCAACAACAACGCCACCGCCGCGGCCAAAGUUCGCCUCUACGGGCACGGCAUCACCGCCAGCUACGGGGAGAUGUGUUACCAUGACAACAGCUUGGUCUCAGCAUCACUGGAGGCGCUGAUCCAGCACCUGGUUCCCACCGUGGACUACUACCCCGAUAGGUCAUACGUGUUCACCUUCCUGCUGAGUUCACGCCUCUUCCUGCACCCGUACGAGCUCAUGACCAGGGUUUGUCACCUGUGUGUGGAGCAGCAGCGAUCCGGAGAUGCCCUGCUGGAUAAGAUCCGUUUCCGUGAAGUGGCGCCGAAGCUGGUGCAGCUCCUGACCGAGUGGACGGAGACAUUUCCGUACGACUUCAGGGACGAGAGGAUGAUGCGAUGCCUCAAGGACAUGACGCACCACGUGGCUCGAGGAGAUGAGUAUUCUUGGCGAGCCAUGCAGCAGAUGACCCAGCGCCUCAUCAAACGCCUGUCUGCCCUCGGACAGUACGAGGAGGCCGUCGCCGCCCUCAACGCCGUGGCGAUGGAGCGGCCGGCGUCCCUGAAGAGCAAGCAGGGCUCGGCUCAGCGGAACGACGUACUGAGCGUGUGCGACGACCCCUUCGUCCUCGCCCAGCAGCUCACGCACAUCGAACUGGAUCGGCUGAGUUUUAUCGGUCCUGAGGAGUUCAUCCAGACGUUCGCCAUGAAGGAUCCUCUGGAGAACCAUAAGGGUUUCUUCCGGAAGCGUAAAACCAGCAACCUGGAGGCCUACGUCAACUGGUUCAACAGGCUCAGCUACCUGGUGGCCACAGAGAUCUGCAUGCCGGUGAAAAAGAAGCACAGAGCGCGGAUCAUAGAGUUCUUCAUCGACGUGGCUCAGGAGUGCUUCAACAUCGGCAAUUUCAACUCCCUCAUGGCCAUCAUCACCGGCAUGAACAUGAGUCCUGUGGCCAGACUGAAGAAAACCUGGAACAAAGUCAACACGGACAAGUUUGAGAUCCUGGAGCACCAGAUGGAUCCGUCCAGUAACUUCAGUAACUACCGCACGGCGCUCCGCGGCGCCACCCAGAGGUCUGAGACGGCGCACAGCAGCCAGGAGAAGAUUGUGAUUCCGUUCUUCAGUCUGCUCAUUAAAGACAUCUACUUCCUGAAUGAAGGCUGUGCCAGCAGGCUGCCCAACGGACACAUCAACUUUGAGAAACUGUGGGAGCUAGCGAAACAAGUGAGUGAGUUCCUGGUCUGGCGUCAGGUUAUCUGUCCGUUCGACAGAGAUCGCCGGAUCCUCCAGUAUCUGGUCACCACGCCUGUUUUCAGCGAAGACGAGCUGCAUCUGGCCUCGUAUGAGAGCGAAGGACCCGAGAACAACAUGGAGAAGGACAGUCGGAGGUCUUUAAGAUCUUCCCUCCUCCAUCGAGAGAAUCGAUCCUAAGUGAAAGACAGUGUGAAUGCUACAGAUCCCUCCUCCAUUUUUACAUUUCUGUGGCCAAUUUUUAAGUCUUGCACUUAAAUAAAUCCUGAUCUACAGGAAAAUCAAACCAGCUGGGACCACGUCAUCCUCACAGAUAAUUACAAGCUUUGAGAUCAACGAGGAGCAGAAAUGAUUUAUACAUCAGACGCUGUAUCUUCAUGAAGAUGCCAAAGAAUCCCAGCGCUGCAGAUAUUAUUCUAACGCUGAGAGCUGGCAAGUCUUCACACGGAAAUCCUUUCUGAACCUCAUGAUUCUCAAGAAAAGAGCCUGGAUUAUUGAUUAAACCAUCAGUCGAGGCACUUAGAUGACUGCAGGAUUGGCUUAAACCAGGGGUGUCAAACUCACCUUAGUUCAGGUUCCACAUUCAGCCCAGUUUGAUCGCCAGUGACCAGUAAAAUCACACCCUAAUAACCUUUAAAUAACCACAACUCCUAAUGGUUCCUUUGUUUUAGUGCAAAAAAGUUCAUUCUAAAAAUGUUCACAUUUAAGGAAUUAUCUUCCUACAAAAUAUUAUGAACAACCUGAAAUUUCUUAAGAAAAAUAAGUUACAUUUCAUCAACAUUCAGUCUCAAUUUAUCAUUUCCACAUUACAACUUCCAGAUCACAGAGUGUCUACAAAGGAACACAACAUUUAGUCACAGAUAUCUGGAACUGAACCAGAGAGGAUUUUCCUUUUAAAAAGACAAAAAAGAACAAAAACAAGACAAAAUAUUACAAAAAUGAGACACAAAAUGACAAAAUAUGAGACAGAUGACAUGAAACAAAACAAAAAAGAGACAAAAAAUUGUAUAAAAAGUUGCAAAGCGACAAAAAAAUGGACAAACGACAAAAGUGAGACAAAAGAAGACAAAAGCGAGAAAACGACAAAAAAUAAACAAGUGAGACAAAAAGGAAACACAAAAUGACAAAAACGUGAGACAAACGAUUAAAACCAGACAUAAAAAGACUAAAAACAACAAAAACAAGACAAAAUAUUACAAAAAUGAGACACAAAAUGACAAAAGAACAAUGAACAAUCUAGUAUUUUACUUCAUGAUCCAAACAACUUGUCAUGAUCUAGAAAUUAUUUUAAAUUUAUAGUUUUACUAAUUUACAAUCUGCAGUUAAUGUCUUCUCUGGAAUUUUUACACUUUGAGGGCCCUCUGGAGGACCACUUUUGGCCCGCGGGCCUCAUGUUGGACACCCCUGGUUUAAAGUGAACGGAUCGGGUUCAUGUCUCCUGUGGACGUCCAUCACGGUGACGCUAACAUCCUGUUGUGGAAGGACUUUUACUCUGGAAGCUGGAUUGUUGUCGGCUGAGGAACUACAGGAAGAGAAGUGACAGAGAAGCUGAUUUGCAUUGAUCUGUAUCAUAUUUAACAGCUAACGACUGCUUUCAGGAGCGCUGUUGCUGCUUGUUGUUUCGUUGAGAGCUUCAGAACCACAUUUCAUCCGUCUGUUCCCACUUUGCACCGUCAUUUUAGCCUCUUAUCGAACUCAAACCGCCACACAUUCAUCCAGAUGGUGGUUUUCUGUGUGAUUUGGUUCUUUAAAUCUUGUGAUUUGUGCACUUUGGCUCUAUCAGUGACGCAGAACUGUGUGAGAUGACAGCAGCAUCGUUCUAAUCAUGCUAAAAAUGCACUUGAGCGUGUUCUCGUGUAAUGACUUCUAGGAUUUGGUGACCCCGGUUCGUUUCUAUACUCUAGUAUUAAGUCGUAUUUUGUAUCAGAAGGUUGAAAAUGUGUUUUUUCUCUGUGAGCUUGUUGCUGGCUGGCUGGCUCUGUGUUAGUAAGCUACAAUAUUUUGUGAAUUGAGCACCAGUAUAAGAGAAAAUGUGUGUUUUUUUUGGUGUGAAUGAAGCUCGAGUAGAAACAGGAAGUUCAUGUCUGUGGUGACGUGAUCCUUUAAAGUGAUGCUACUUUUAUUUUGUAUGUUUUAAAUUUAAAUACACUCAUUUUCUGUUUCA